Messenger RNA from Pieris napi, 1211 nucleotides. RefSeq names its product macrophage mannose receptor 1-like. Bases 93 to 1034 code for a protein of 313 amino acids. The transcript is spliced from 7 exons. Lineage: Eukaryota; Metazoa; Arthropoda; Insecta; Lepidoptera; Pieridae. The record is from RefSeq and is a predicted model, not a curated record.
GCACACAUGUUGACAACAUAUGUCGUACGUUGUAAAAGUACCAAAGAGGUACAUAAAUAUAAGUUUACAUCCGCGAUGCAACAUAAAACAUAAUGUACUGUUGCAUAGUACUCACGUUAUUGCUGGCAGUUAUCGCAUCGAUCGAUGCGAGGCGGUUCCGAUGCGACUAUAAAUAUUUUCCCAAAGCUGGAGGGUACCUAAAGCUGCAAAGGAUCCCCGCGAAUUGGAGGGAAGCUCGGCUAAGAUGUCACCUUGAAGGAACGAAAAUUGCAUCACCUCUAAAUGAUGAGCUGAAGACGGCCAUGAUGUCAAUGAUGGAUGUAACUCCCAAGCUCAAGUGUGGGGUAUUUCUGGGCAUUCAUGCAACAUUCUCUAGAGGAGACUUCUUCUCCGUGGAAGGAGUACCUCUUUCCCAAAUUCCCCACAAUUGGGCGGUUGGUGAGCCUGACAACUAUAAAGACGCAGAGAGCUGUCUUCUCAUGACAGAGAAUGGGGAAUUCGCUGAUGUCAACUGCGAGGAAACAUAUCCCUAUUUCUGCUACAAGAAAACUUCGAAUUCACUUGUUAUGAACAGUUGCGGUACGACAGAUCCUGAGUACGUAUUUGACAGUCGUACAGGCAGCUGCUACAAGUUCCACACGGUUCCACGCACCUGGUCCAGAGCCUACAUGGCCUGCGCUGCAGAAGGAGGAUACCUGGCUAUUAUCAACAGCGAUACUGAAGCUCAGGUGGCAAAGGAAAUAUUCGCUAAGUACCCCGGAGGUAAGAUUCUGGGUAAUUUCUGGAAGGACGUAGCUUUCAUCGGCUUCCACGACUGGGGAGAGCACGGCGAGUGGCUCACAAUCAAUAGUGACACACUCCAGGAAGCCGGUUACAGCAAGUUCUCGGGUGGAGAACCCAAUAAUGCCACCACAGGAGAAUUUUGUGGAUCUAUCUACAGGAAUGGCAUGUUUGAUGAUCUGUGGUGUGAGAACCGAUAUGCCUUCAUCUGUGAGAAGGACCCUGGAAGCCUUAUGUGUGAACAAGACCAAUAAAUUAUCGAUAAGAAUUUGCACCGUCACCUGAUUAAUAAAUGAAACUACAAAAAAUCUGAUAUUUCGGAUUCAUAUUUAUUGGCGUGACAAUUUCAAGUGAGGAUUGAAAAAUCUUUUUGAUUGUAACAUUGUAAAAUUCAAUGGUGUAAAAUAAAAUAAACGUGUUAUAUAAACUUA